UUUUACUCCCGGUUUGAUAUUGUACUAAAAAAUUGUUUUCUGUCUCCGUCUCAUUUUUUAUUUUUUUUAAUAUUUGAAUUAUUCUUUUUUUCUGUUAAAACCAAAUAAAUAAUAUUUUUACACAGUGCGUGGAAUAAAAGAGGGAGGUUUAGUUAUGGUUAUGGUAAUUAGCGAAGGUUCAAAACAGAGCAUAGUUGGGAGAAAAUGAGGCAAACGACCACCGGAUAGCUUAUGCUCAUAGUCUCUCUGGAAAGGCAAACGGUGUACCCUCUUGAUCUGCUUUCCCUUGUAUCAAUCUGUACGAGCUCUUUGCUAUGCGGUCUUUGAAACAAGGCUUAAUCUAUCACGUUCAUACCAUAAAAGCUGGUUUUACGCCUACCAUUUUCUCUUCCAAUCAACUCAUCCAUUUGUAUUCUAACCAUGGCCUCGUUCAUGAAGCUUGGAAUUUGUUCGAUGAAAUGCCCCAGCGAAACGUUUUCUCUUGGAAUGCCAUAAUCUCUGCUUAUAUCAAAGCAAAAAACUUGAAACAAGCAAGGGUGUUGUUUGACUCUGCUUCUCAAAGGGACUUGGUUAGUUACAAUUCGAUGUUGUCGGGUUAUGUAAACGAAGAUGGGUUUGAGACAAAAGCAAUGGAACUAUUUCGUGAAAUGCAAUCUUCUCCUCAUAAUGUUAGAAUUGAUGAGUUUAGUCUUACCACCAUGCUUAACUUGAUUGCAAAGUUAGCGGUGGUGACUUAUGGUAGACAAUUGCAUUCGUUUAUGGUGAAAACCGGUAAUUUUUCAAGCGGGUUUGCUGUGAGCUCUCUCAUUGACAUGUAUUCUAAAUGUGGGUGUUUUCAAGAAGCACGGCAGGUGUUUCAUGGCUGCGAUGAGGUUAUUGACCCUGUUUCAAAGAAUGCAAUGGUGGCAGCUUGUUGUAGAGAAGGUGAAUUGGAAAUGGCUAUUGAUCUUUUUCAAAGAGAGUCAGAGCUGAAUGACACUGUAUCUUGGAACACAUUGAUUUCUGGGUUUGCCCAGAAUGGUUAUGAGGAGGAGUCCCUGAAGUUGUUUGGUCAUAUGUCAGAGAGUGUGUGUAGAUGGAAUGAGCACACUUUUUCUAGUGUUUUGAGUGCUUGCGCUGGUUUGAGGAGCUUGAAGGUUGGAAAGGAAAUCCACGCUUUUGUUUUAAAGAAUGGAUUGACUUUGAAUCCUUUCAUAAGCAGUGGCAUUGUUGAUGUCUAUUGCAAGUGUGGCAAUAUGAGGUAUGCAGAAUCAGUUCAUGCGGGAAUGGGGAUUAGAAAUUCCUUUUCAAUCACCUCAAUGAUUCUGGGCCAUUCAUCUCAAGGUAAUAUGGUGAAAGCACGUCAACUUUUUGAUUCAUUGGUAGAAAAGAGUUCGGUUGUCUGGACAGCCUUGUUUUGUGGAUAUGUGAAGUCUCAUCAAUGUGAAGCUGUAUUUGAACUUUUAAGUGAAUUCAGGGAAAAGGAAUCCAUAGUUGCUGAGGCUUUGAUUAUCAUCAGUGUGCUCAGUGCUUGUGCAAUACAAGCAGCCUUGGAUCCAGGUAAGCAGGUUCAUGCCUACAUACUGAGAAGUGGGAUUGAAAUGGACAAGAAGUUAACCAGUGCUUUGGUUGAUAUGUAUUCAAAGUGUGGGAGUCUAAUAUAUGCAGAGAAGAUAUUUCAAAGAAAAUUUGACAGAGAUUCAAUCCUCUACAACGUAAUGUUAGCUGGUUAUGCUCGACACGGUAAUGAGCAAAGAGCUAUCCAGCAUUAUGAAGAAAUGUUGGAGAGAGGUUUCAGACCAGAUGCAGUGACCAUUCUAGCACUUCUAUCAGCUUGUAGUCAUCGUGGUUUAAUUGAAUUGGGUGAACAAUUCUUUCACUCCAUGAAAAAAGAUUAUAACAUACUACCUGAAAUCGACCACUAUGCAUGUAUGAUCGAUAUGUAUGGUAGGGCUAAUGAACUUGGAAAGGCAAUAACAUUCAUGAGAAAGAUUCCAAUAGAAUUGGAUGCCGUUACCUUGGGAGCGUUCUUGAAUGCUUGUCGGAUAAAUGGAAAUACAGAACUUGCAAGAAUGGCAGAGGGAUUGCUAUUACAACUCGAAGGGUGUAAUGGCGAUCGGUACGUGCAGUUAGCUAAUGUCUAUGCUGCAGAGGGGAAUUGGGAUGAAAUGGGGAGAAUAAGGAAAAAAAUGAGAGGGAAGGAUAUCAAGAAGACUGCUGGUUGCAGUUGGUUAUAUGUGGAAAAUGGAGUUCAUAUAUUUACUUCUGGUGAUAGAUCUCACUCAAAAUCAGAGGCUAUAUAUUUAACCCUAGCCAGCUUGACUGAAGAACUAUAUAUGUAACCCUAUUCAUCACUAGUAACUCUUUUAAUUGGGCAGAAGAAAACCAAGCUGUUGUAGUUCCUUAGCCACUUAUAUCAAAAUAUUAGAAGUUUCCAAUCAUUUUUACCUUAUUCUUCAUCUAUCAGAUAGCUUCCCUAUGGAGAAGAGAAUGGUUAUGGAGUGAAGCUCAAUGAUCAAAACAAUCCAAACUGAGGCUGCAAAUUAUUCAGAUUGGGAUUCUGCUUUUUCAGGACAAGAUAAGCCAUCCCACUUUAUAAAUGCUAUGUUCCUUCAGGUAUGCAUUGCCUCCUCUUAGGUGGUGCAGUUUAUAGGAGUAAGAAAUACCCGAAAAUGAAAGCCACAUUGUUUGAUCUUGGUUUUUUCAAAAUUUUUAUUUAUAUUUUGGGAAGAAAGUUGAAACCCAGGUCCCAAAGCAAACAUUUUGGUGAAAACUAAAAACAAACAAGGCACAGGGAUUAUGAGAUUUGCUAAUCAAAUCAAACUUGUAGAAGGAUUCUGGUAGCUUCAUUGAACAAAUUGACCCACUCCCAACAUAAUUUACUCCAUUCAUUCACCCAAAAAAAAAAAAAAAAGUUACUCCAUUCCAACAAAUCAAUUUUAUAUUUUCUUACACUCAAUUGUUUGAUUUUUGUUUAUCGAGUCAUUUCUUACCAUUAAUUAAACUGUUACAAUUGAUGAUAAAUCAUUUUUUUUUCUUUCAACUAAAUAAGUGAACAAAAAAAAAAAUAUUUGAAUAUGAAGAAAUAAGUAAUCUGAAGUGUUUUGUUAAACUACUUUAAAAAUAUUUAGAUAUGUUUAGUAGCAUGAAAUAUAUUGCAUUGAAGUUUCCUUCAGCGAAUUCUACAAGUUUCCUCAAUAACGACCUCAUCGAAAUGUAAUUAUAAUGAAAAUUUUGACUAAAAUUGAAGAAGAGGAAAAGAAAAAUUAAUUAAAUAAAUAAAAAUUGACAAUGUAUUUAUUAAAAUUUAGGGUAAAUUUCAUAUAGAAAAUGUGAAUCCAAGUUAGCCUUAAAUUUAUUAUCAAAUUUUAUUAAUAAAAUUAUUUAUAUCGACCAAAAAAAAAAAAAAGC
Molecule: messenger RNA, 3390 nt
Organism: Ziziphus jujuba (common jujube)
Lineage: Eukaryota; Viridiplantae; Streptophyta; Magnoliopsida; Rosales; Rhamnaceae
Product: putative pentatricopeptide repeat-containing protein At3g18840
Exons: 1
Coding region: 315-2321 (668 amino acids)
Biological process (GO): RNA modification
Molecular function (GO): protein binding; RNA binding
Source: RefSeq, a predicted model, not a curated record